Messenger RNA from Cinara cedri, 1154 nucleotides. The record is from the annotation of a GenBank genome assembly. NCBI's taxonomy places the organism in Eukaryota, Metazoa, Arthropoda, Insecta, Hemiptera, Aphididae.
AUGCGCCGGACACUGUAGAUGAACCAAAAAGCGAAAUACAGCAAUUCUUUAGUGGUACCAACGUUUUCUUAACUGGCGCCACGGGUAUUGUAGGUCACGUAUUAGUUGAAAAACUUCUUAGGUAAGUCAAUUUUUAUAAUCAUUUGUUGUUUCCUAUCUGUUAACAAAUUUUUAGCAAGAAUCAAUUUGCUUCAAUCAAAAAUUAUAGGGGUCUUGGUAACAUUAUGAAUGUAGGUUUUAUAUUGAGUCGGUAGUUUUUUAAUUUUUAUAAUCAUUUGUUGUUUCCUAUCUGUUAACAAAUUUUUAGGAAGAAUCAAUUUGCUUCAAUCAAAAAUUAUAGGGGUCUUGGCAACAUUAUGGAUCUAGUGUUUAUAUUGAAUCGGUAAUUUUUUAAUUUUUCAAAUAAUUUUCAUAAUGGUUGGUAAAAAUGUACAAUUUAGCGACAAUAAACGUUUCGUAAUUUUCAAUUUUUUUUUUCCUUUACGAAUGUAAAGCGUAAUGUAAUAGAUUUUAAUUAUCCGCUUUAAUUUUAAAUUUCAAUGGAAAUUGCAUAAAUACCGAAUUUUUGCGUACUAUUUUUCAAAUUAUGUAAACAUAAAUUUUUGGCCUAAACAGAAUAAUUGUGAAUUUAAAGCGAGGUUCAAAAGUAAAUGUAGCCUAAUGAGGUAAUUUUUUUUAAACAAGUAUUUAUCCGUUCAAUUUUAGACGAAAAUUAAAAUAAUCACGAACUUUCAACAAAUAACCAACCGAAUUUUUAUCUGUACCAGUUCUAAAUAUAUCAGAGAAUACACCUUCAAAACACAUAAUUAUACAUUUAUAGUUUAUAUUGGAUUCGAUUUAUAAUUUAAUAAAACAAUAAUUAUAAUUUAUUAAUUUUUAGAACAUGUUAUAUAAACAAACUUUACCUUUUGAUCAGACCGAAGAAAAACAAAGAGCCCCAGAAUCGAUUGAACGAAAUGUUUAGCGAUUUGGUUAGUCACCCGAAUUUUAUAAUACUUAUUUUAAAAAAAUAACAACAAAAAUAAUUUUGUCUUAAUAAUUAGCUGUUCAAACGACUAGCGGAAGACCAACCGAAUUUCACUGAAAAAGUGGUAGUUAUUGUUGGCGAUUGCNGAUCAGACCGAAGAAAAACAAAGAGCCCCAGAAUCGAUUGA